AUGCAAGAACAAUCGUACGAUCCGUACGAGGAUCGGAUUCCAGAGUUUGACGAUGAAGAAAACCCGCCCACCAGGAAUCGUAGAAGACGAAGACGAGAACAAGCUGCGGAAGAGAACCCUCAUCGAUUGUUCUAUGAUCCCGACAGGAUUUCGUCUGCGGCAAUGGACGACGGCGUUCACAACAUUCCCGGAUCACCCUGGGCCAAACCAGCGGUACGACCCAGCAGUCGACCGAAAGAGACUCUGCCAAUUGCCAAGUUUGUAGCGACAUGCGCUGUGAUACUGUCCAUUCUAUGGAUUACUGCCAUUAUUCUAUUUGCGGUCUGGAACUUUGAUAACUUGGGACGAAUGAUUGGGGAAAUCGUCCUUGGUGUGACCUGCUUCUUUGGACUGUUUUGGAAUUCCUACUACACGACAACCUCCAUCUUCAAGUGCUUGGUUCCAGGCAAGGCCUUUCUAACAAACACCAAGUACUCAUCUGUCAUUCCGGAAGAAAAGUCACCCUUUGACAAGUGGCUGACGGUCACUAUUCAAAUUCCAGUCUUCAAGGAACCGGUGCAUCAUGUGAUCCUACCCACAUUGGAAAGCUGCAUCAAGGCGAGGGAUCACUACAUUCGAUCGACCGGAACCGAAUGCAAUAUUGUGGUGUGUGAUGAUGGCAUGAUGGUAUUUCUAAAGAAUAACUUUGCGGCGGCCGAAAUGUUGUGGGAGACCAUUGUCAAGAGCAAAGGAAGAGUACUCAAACUGAGUCGGCUGCUCCGAACCGUCCCACGACCAUCACGGAUGCAUCUCAAGGGGUUGCAGAGCAAAUCUGUCUAUGAGGUCUUUCAUCGUAUGUUGUUCUAUUAUCACUUUCGGAUUGGAUUCGUGGCACGGUCUACUUGGGAUCGACCGGGCAAGGCCAAACGAGCUUCCAACUUGAAUUCACACAUGCGGUUGGUCUGGGGUGCCAAACAACAAGAGGGCAUGCCCUAUCCACAAGCCUUGCAUCAAAUGUCACACAAUUCGGAUGGAUCUCGAUUCGUCAUGUUUGGAAAUGAUAUUAGCAUUGGACAACUAUUGGUCAUUACCGAGGCCAAUUCACGAAUGGCCGAAAAAGUCAUUACCAAGACUGUUCCAGAAUUCUUGAACGAUUCUGGUUUGGGAUUCACGCAACAUGCGACGAAGACGCUUGACGAUCAGCGUGGCGAGUCGUACUUUGUGAAUUUGAUCUCUGCCUAUACGGAUGCCCAAUCCCAAGGUCACGACUUGCUGAGUUCCAUCUUGGGAUGUCACCCGCCUCUGGUGGGACAGUCCGUCUUUUUGCGCAGUGAGGCAGUCCGGCAAUGCGGCCGUGUCCGAACCUUGCGCAAGGCGCAACAAUGGUUGCAAAAUAUUGGAAUACCAUUCUUGUCGGUGGAUCAAGUGGGACUACGAAACUUGCAGGAUCAUAGCUUUACGGAAUAUUGGUCCGAGAAUCAUGUACUGGAAGAUUUUGAAUUAAUGAUUCAUUUGUACAAUCUUGGAUUCGAUGGUCGAUACGUCACCUAUCCCGGGUGUGAGUUUGAAAGGGGAGUCUCGAGGACAUUUGACGAAGAGGCUAGCAAACAACGAAAACUCUCAUGGGGUGCACACGAAAUCAUGUUCAACCCAUUGAAUACUUGGCUGGUUCGUGGACCCUUUUCUCCCGUCUUUGUCACCAUGUUCAAGUCGAAGGCGAUUCCUUCCACGUACAAGAUUUUCUUGGCGUCGCACUUGCUGUCGUAUUCGAGCGGGGGAAUCUAUCUCUUUGUCUUUUCGGUCGCUGCUGUCACUCGAAUAUUGGAUACGGAAAUCUCGGAAGAAAGUAUUUGGUUUGCCUUUAACAGUGCAGGAGUCUUGGCGUUGACCCAUGUGCUCUCGUACAUGAUCAGUUCCUUCAUGCUCUUGAUCGCUCUGAUUCGUAUUCGAUUCAUCAAUAAGCGCAUCAUGUUUACAAAGUACAACAAAGGGGGACUAUGCUACUUGCUGUGGAAGCAACUGCGGUAUUCCAUGCUGUAUCAAUGGAUGUUUUACUCGUGCAUGGCUACGUACUACUUUUUGGGAGGCAUGGACCAUUUGUUUUCUCGAGACGGUUUUGCCAAUCCUGGAGCCUAUUCGCAGAGCAGGAAUUGUCUAGUCCGAAAGUUCACAUCCAUCAAGAAUGCGAUUGUCUUCAACUCUGGUAGCUGGUUGAUUGGAUUCUACUUGCUUUGGUUGAUUUAUGCAGUGAUUUUGGAGCAGGAAGAUUGGGACUGGAACUUUGAUACCGUCCCCGAAGAUUGGAUACCUCUGACCAUCUUUGCCGGUCCUGCGGCCGUCAUGGCUUUGUUAAUCGGCUUUGUCCCGCUCCUUUUGAAUCCAUAUGUCAUUGGGUGGCCAUUCCACCCGCCCUUGUGCCGAAGCCGGAACCGACUUCGAAAACUAGAAGAGAAACGGCAAGUUGCUCUUUCCUCUCCACAAAGUCAAAGCACCAGCUCCACCGCCAAAUCUUCUCCAGAGUCCAAAGUAUCGAGUCGAUUACUGCAACGAAAGAUGCGAAUGCACAACAAUCCGGACGUCGAGUCCGGUAGCGUGGCCACUUUCAGCAGCAACUGGGUAAAGUCGCCGCAAGCUCAACCGCAAAAAAUACGAAAGGUGCCACCAAAGGAACAGAAGCAACAGCCUUUUGGGUAA
Cylindrotheca closterium is the source of this 2673-nucleotide messenger RNA. The record is from the annotation of a GenBank genome assembly. Lineage: Eukaryota; Bacillariophyta; Bacillariophyceae; Bacillariales; Bacillariaceae.